CUGAAGGCUGCAUCGCUUCCAACAGGGCUGCUCCAGCACCUGCCCAUCUGAGCGCCAGCGCACCUGUCCAUCUAAGCGCCAGCCGAGGAAAGAAAGUAGACCUGUAAUUUCAGGUGACCCAACCAUCAACCCCUGAAAAAGGUGGCCAUAAAACGCCCAGGAGACGAAGAUGAUGGCACGUCGUGACCCCAAAAGUGGGGCAAACAGACUCGUGAGAGCCCAGACCCUCCAGAAGCAGCAGAGGGCCCCAGUUGGGCCAAGGGUACCUCAUUCACUGACAUCACUUCCUUUCCACCCACAGGUCAAGUGCAAAAACUGCUUGGCCUUUGGCCACACGGACAGAAAUACCAUGUGCCCUAUGAAGUGCUGGAAAGAAGCCCUGAUUCCCCAGACCUUUGGGAAGAAGGAAGGGAAGGAAAACCUGAAACCACUGAAGCCCCAGGUUCAAGGGAACCCGGGGCCCUUGAACAAGGAAAAGAGAGAGAAGGAAGAGAGACCAAGGCAACAAGACCCGCAGAGGAAGGCUCUCCUCCAGAUCUUUUCCGGGAAACCUCUGGAGCAGCCGCUGCCAAAUCGAAAAGAAUCCGUGGAAUCUGGUGAUUAUCUGAGGGUUGCAACCAGGCCAAUGCCAGUCCCCACAAGCAAUAAGAGGCGACGUGUAGACCCUGCCCUCACUGAUGGCUCAGCUACCAAAAUGUCUGACACGGUAUCCGUCUUGGCUUCACUGACAACUCCCUCAUUCCCCUCACCUGAAAAGCCGGGAGUCUUCCUGUGA
Molecule: messenger RNA, 775 nt
Organism: Piliocolobus tephrosceles (Ugandan red Colobus)
Lineage: Eukaryota; Metazoa; Chordata; Mammalia; Primates; Cercopithecidae
Product: protein FAM90A1-like
Exons: 5
Coding region: 170-775 (201 amino acids)
Source: RefSeq, a predicted model, not a curated record